Molecule: messenger RNA, 2532 nt
Organism: Nipponia nippon (crested ibis)
Lineage: Eukaryota; Metazoa; Chordata; Aves; Pelecaniformes; Threskiornithidae
Source: RefSeq, a predicted model, not a curated record
AUGUCUGAGCCUCCGCUGUGUGCUGUUGAACGGCAGCCUCCCCUCGCCCCGCAGCCGGGCGGGGACCGGCACCGGCCCGGGCCAACUUCGCAGCGGCCCGGCGCAUCCUUCGGGGGCGCUGGGAAGUGGCCUGGACCCACGCAUGGCAUCUGCGUUGAUGUGGGCAGCAGCAGCAUAUGCUGCCGGCUGCAGAGGGACCGGUCCCGUCGCCAUCUGCGUGCAGGCUUGCUGGGGCUGCGGCGGGCGUUGCAGCUGGGGCUCUGCAUCCCUGCCUUUCCCAGGGCCGUGCACGAGCUGGUGGCAGGUCAUCCAGCUCAGAGCUGGGAGCCUACGGUGGUGUGUCCACAGCUCUUCGUGUCUCAUGAGAGUUUCUUCUCCUUUGGGCUCCAACGAGGGCAGAAAGACUGGAGGCUGGCCCUGCAGACCAGUGUGACCUGCCUGUACCCGGUCACCGCCGGCUCCGCUUGGGCCAGGCUUUUCACCCGAAAUGCCCUUUCCCUGCUGGGCCGCCUCACCACGGCCAAGGUGCUGCCGCAACGCGCCGUCCCCGUCCCUGGUGUCCAGCCUGCUCUGGCCUCCCGUGCCGGCCAGGGGCUGCCUGGCUCGGACGUGGACUGGGACGACCUUUGGGAUCAGUUUGAAGAGCGGAGGUACCUGAGCGCCCGGAGGUGGAAGGGCGGCGAGGACCCGUACCGGCUCCAUGCCUUUAACCAGCGGGAGAGCGAGAGGAUCCCCAGUGACCGUGCUGUCCGCGACACCCGCCAUCACAGGUGUACGACUUUGCACUAUCGCCAGGACCUCCCGCCCACCAGCGUCGUCAUCACCUUCCACAACGAGGCCCGGUCGACCCUGCUAAGGACAAUUCGGAGGGUUGUAAUUCCAGCACCUGUGCACCUCGUCCAUGAAAUCAUACUAGUGGAUGACUUCAGUGAUGAUCCUGACGACUGCCGCUUGUUGGGCAAGCUCCCCAAGGUGAAGUGCUUGCGGAAUGGACAGCGAGAAGGUCUGAUCCGGUCCCGAAUCCGAGGGGCAGAUGUGGCAGAAGCAGCAGUCCUGACCUUCCUUGACAGUCACUGUGAGGUGAAUAAGGACUGGCUACUUCCUCUCCUGCAGAGGAUCAAAGAGGAUCCCACCCGAGUGGUCAGCCCCGUUAUUGACAUCAUCAACUUGGACACUUUUGCCUAUGUGGCGGCUUCCUCGGACCUCAGAGGCGGUUUUGACUGGAGUCUUCAUUUCAAAUGGGAGCAGCUUUCUCCAGAGCAGAAAGCCAAACGACUUGAUCCUACCGAACCCAUUAAGACUCCCAUCAUUGCCGGGGGGCUGUUUGUGAUCGACAAAGCCUGGUUCAAUCACCUGGGGAAGUAUGACAGUGCCAUGGACAUCUGGGGUGGGGAGAACUUCGAAAUCUCUUUCCGCGUGUGGAUGUGUGGAGGGAGCUUGGAAAUCAUUCCCUGCAGCCGUGUUGGACAUGUCUUCCGGAAGAAACAUCCAUACGUCUUUCCAGAGGGAAAUGCCAAUACAUAUAUUAAAAACACCAAGCGUACCGCGGAGGUGUGGAUGGACGAAUUCAAGCAGUACUACUACGCGGCUCGUCCGGCAGCCCAAGGGAGGCCUUAUGGAAACGUCCAGAGCAGAGUGGAUCUGCGGAAGAGGUUGAAAUGCCACAGCUUCAAGUGGUACCUGGAAAAUGUUUAUCCCGAACUUCGGAUUCCCGAGGAAUCGCUCUAUCAGACUGGGAUGAUCAGGCAAAGGCAGAGCUGCCUGGAGUCGCACAAGUCUGAAGCCCAAGAGUUCCCCAUCCUGAGCUUAAAUCCUUGCAUCAGCAGUAAAGGCACAGCAGCAACGGCACAGGAAUGGACAUACACAUACAACCACCAAGUCCGCCAGCAGCAGCUGUGCUUGUCUGUGUACACCCUCUUCCCUGGUUCCCAGGUGCUGCUGUCACCUUGCAAAGAAGGUGACAACAAGCAGCGAUGGGGUAAAGUUGGGUCACACAUUGAACACAUAGCUUCACGCUUCUGUUUGGACACUGAGACGACUGGGGACACGAAUGAGAGCACCAAAGAACUUGUCAUCAACCCUUGCGAGAGCACAGCCAUGAGUCAGCGCUGGGACAUGGUGAUGUCUUGACCUGCUUGAGGAUUUACGCAGCGGGGAUGGGCACUGAGACAUUGCUACAUGCAGCCAAGACGCACCAGAUGGAGCUCAAAUGCAAAACCAUUGGGGGUCGUUGUGUAUUAUGGGACAGGAGAAGAAUCAUUCAAAUAAAAACAAGGACAUGGCACUCCAGGUUGAACAACGGAUGUUGUCUGCAAAGCACGUAGCCAUUAUUGGCCUGUUGGCAGUCAUACAUUCAAAGAGAAGGGAUGGCAAAAAACCCAAAAUGUUUUGGAGGGAUACCAGGGCUCCCGUGAUGGGCCCUACAGAAGUUUUUUUUUUUUAUAGUAUUUAUUAAUCUCUCUGGAAACCCAUGUAGUAGAGCCUUGGAGACCAAAAGAAGACUUGGACUCAGCAAAACAAGCAUCUCAAUAG